Molecule: messenger RNA, 1170 nt
Organism: Bemisia tabaci
Lineage: Eukaryota; Metazoa; Arthropoda; Insecta; Hemiptera; Aleyrodidae
Source: RefSeq, a predicted model, not a curated record
UUACGAAAAUAACAACAAAACUCAUGCUGUCAUUUUUUCGUUUCGUCGUCGGAUUGAAAUUCGGUAAAGUAAUAAAGUGUUAGCUUUAUAAAAUCAUCGUCUCUUCACAGUAACUCGCGUCGGAGUUCACGGGUCUCUUAAAACGUUCGGUCAAUAUAAUCGGUUGUGUUCUUCCUCGUCGUAUUCAUUCUCAGUUUCAGCCAAUCGUGCCCGGUAUCGCGUUGUCCACUGAACUUUUCAUCCUUGGAUUGCCGACCAUCUAAGUUCUGUCAUAACCAGUCAGAAAUUCAAAUUUUACAAUCAAAUUAUUAAUCGAGGCGGAGUAUAAUCAUACGCCAUAACGCCCAGUCUUUCAACUCCAUCUGUUAACGAAUAACACGAACUUUAGCCACUAUACGUCUCCAAGUCGUUUGAAGGAUGACGAAGGAGGAGGACGCGGUGCUCAAGUACCUGAGCGACACGAACCGGCCGUACAGCGCGACGGACAUCACGAUGAACCUGCACAAGGAGUUCGGGAAGACGGCCGUUCAGAAGGCGCUAGACUCCCUCGUCGAGAAGAAAAAAGUCCGCGAGAAGCUCUACGGGAAGCAGAAAGUGUUCUGCAUUGUUCAGCCGGAAACGGCCAAUAACUCCCAGGGCCUGGAUAACGAGCUCAAAGAUCUCGAUGCGCAGAUCAACACGCUGACGGAGAACCUGAAAUCCGUGGAGACGGAGCUGAAGUCUUCGGAGGCGAAGCACCGCGACCUCCAGUCGGCGCUGACGACCGAGGAGGCGGAGGCCCAGCUGGCGGAGGUUCAGGCCUCCGUGGAGAAGCUGGAGAAGCGGCUGAGCGACCUCUCCUCGAGCCGCGUCCAGAUCUCGGCCAAGGACCGGGAGGCCAUCAAGAAGGAGGCCGAGAAGGUCGUCAAAGAGUACAGGAAGCGGAAACGGAUAUGCACGGAUAUCCUCAACUCCAUCCUGGAAAAUUACCCCAAACCCAAGAAGACCCUCUACGAGGAGGUCGGUAUCGAGACCGAUGAAGAUGCCGGUAUGAAACCUAUUGCUUGAGAUUGUCGUUCAAGGGCGCGCUCGUGAUAAUGGUUAAUUGAACCGUGUUUAGCAGAAAGGAACCAAGCCACAUUAGCUAUUGCCGAAUGUAACCGGGCAAUUUUAUAUUUUACAAGAGAACGU